AUGUCGGUUUUCAAAAUGGAUUCCGACACAUACUUCAUCCGCGACUUCGUAGGCCAGCCCACGGACCUUCAGGUCUACGACUACACGGACCAGCACACCGACUUCGACAUGGUUCGCCACAGCGGCUCGCGUUGGCGCCAGCCAACCAUCGUCGGCCUUUCCACCAGGGCGCAGUUCAAAGCCCUGGAGGUUUUCGGCGUGACGAUCGGAGGCGACCAGUUGAAGGAGCUGGUCAAAGAUCUGAGCUUCAGCAACUCGGCUGGUCAAACUUUCCACUUCUCUGUCAACCGUCAGGGCCUCUGCUUCUUGAUCGUGUACAGUCAGCCGAUCGUGCGGCUGAGGAUCAACGACCGUUUCGGCUGGUCGAGGUACGGGGUGAAGCCACAGCUUAGCAGCCGUGCUAUGUUGUGGAGCAUAUGUGACAUGAGCAACGGCGCCGUUUUGGUCCCGGUGGAUCAGCUCCAGGAUGGUACGGCUGGUGGGAAAUCGGUGAUGCACAGCUGCUGGAACAAGUUGGUGGAGGAGAAGAACAAGGUGAUCGAGGAGAAGGAGAAGCUCAUGGAGAAGACGGAGUCGCUGCUGACGAAGUCGCUGGAAGAGAAGGAGAAGGAGGUGGUUUCUCUCAAGGCUGCCUUGGAAUCUCUUGGCCGAUCCUACUAA
This is a messenger RNA of Linum trigynum, 660 nucleotides long. The record is from the annotation of a GenBank genome assembly. NCBI's taxonomy places the organism in Eukaryota, Viridiplantae, Streptophyta, Magnoliopsida, Malpighiales, Linaceae.